This is a messenger RNA of Cynara cardunculus var. scolymus (artichoke), 2016 nucleotides long. Its product is annotated as pentatricopeptide repeat-containing protein At3g02490, mitochondrial-like. NCBI's taxonomy places the organism in Eukaryota, Viridiplantae, Streptophyta, Magnoliopsida, Asterales, Asteraceae. The transcript has a single exon. Gene Ontology annotation, molecular function: protein binding. Gene Ontology annotation, biological process: RNA splicing. The record is from RefSeq and is a predicted model, not a curated record. The coding region runs from base 58 to 2013 and encodes 651 amino acids.
CCCCUCUUUUCCAUCAGCCGAAAUCUCUGUUGUAUCCUAAAACCCCAAAAACCAGCAAUGAGAAAUCAAUGGCGUCUCCUCUUUCAACGAUGCAAACCUGUUUCUGAGCUUCAUUUCAAGGUACAAUCAUCAACUACCGUUCCUCUUUCUCAUCAUCGCACUUUCUAUUCACGUAUCCCUCAAUCGGGUGCACCUCAAAUUCGUUUCCAAAACCCUAGUUUCCCUCGGUUAUUCACUUCGUCAUCUGAACUCGCUGUUGAACAAAACAAAGUCUCGGAUCAAUCUGUUAUUACAUCAGCAUUGAUUGAACUGUAUUCAGAUCCAGUCAAAAGUAAUGAAGAUGUGAUGCUCGAAUUGAGGUCAAAAAAGGACCUAGCUAGUGAUUAUGUUAACGAACUUUUUAAUAAUCGCGGUUCUGAACCUGGAGCUGCUAAGAUUUUUUUUGAUUGGGUUAUGUCUAAGGAAGGUGAUAAUUUGAGCUCCAAUUCAUGUAAUCGGAUGUUGGGGAUGUUGGGGGCAAAUGGGUUGGUGAAAGAGUUUUGGGAUUUGGUUGAGAUUAUGAAGAAGAAAGGGUAUGGAGUGAAGAAGGGUGCGUCUGUUAGAGCCAUGUCAAAGUUUGAGGAGGAAGGCAUGGAAGGUGAUGUGCAGAAGUUGAAAGGUUUGUUUGCAUUGGGGUCAGUGGAUGAUUCGGUCGAGAAAGCUAGCUCUAGAGUUUGUAAAGUUAUUCGACAGGUACCGUGGGGGGAUGAUGUUGAAACAAAGUUGCAGGAGAUGGGUGUUGUGUUCUCGGGUGAUCUGGUUAAGGCGGUGCUGGAAAAUCUUGGAACAGAACCUAAUAAAGCAGUUAUAUUCUUUAGGUGGAUUGAGGAGAGUGGCUUAUAUAAACAUGAUGAGAAGACUUAUAAUGCUAUUGCAAGAGAGUUGGCUAGAGAAGAUUAUAUGGACAAAUUCUGGAGGUUGAUUGAUGAAAUGAGGACUGCAGGGUAUGACUUGGAGAAGGCUACUUAUAUUAGAGUUCUGAAUCAAUUUGUUAGGAAAAAAAUGUUGAAAGAUGCAGUUGAUUUGUAUGAGUUUGCUAUGGGUGGAAAUAUUAAGCCCUCGGUGCAGGAUUGCCCCUUCCUUUUGAGAAAAAUAGUGACCAGUAAUGAGUUAGAUAUGGAUUUGUUUUCCAAAGUGUUAAGGAUUUAUAAGGAGAGUGGGAAUACACUUACGAAUACUGCAUUGGAUGCUGUUCUCAAAUCUUUAAUGAGUGUUGGUAGAUACGGGGAGUGCAACAAGAUCCUGCGAGCAAUGGAGGAAGUUGGUUUUCUUAUUGGUGAAAAGUUGCAAGGUAAAAUUGCUUUUCAGCUCAGCAAGGACAGUAAAACAGAGGAAGCAAGUGAGUUUCUUGAUUUGAUGGAAGCAUCCGGGACUGCUCCAAGUUACAAAACUUGGGGAUCUCUGAUUGAAGGAUACUGUCUUUCUGGGCACCUGGAUAAAGCUUGUGAUUGUUUUCAAAAGAUGAUUGAAAAGGAAGGCUCCUCAGGUGCUGGCUAUGCAUUGGAAAUGUUGAUAAGUGCAUUUUGCUCCAAGGAAAGAGCAGCCGAAGCUUACAAACUUCUGUCGGAGGUGGUCAUUGGGAAAGGAGUUGAGCCUUGGCAUACUACAUACAAGUUGUUAAUAAGCAAGCUAUUGGAUAAUGGGUUAUUUAAAGAAGCUACUAACCUUCUUCCUCCCAUGAAAAAUCAUGGAUACCCGCCUUUCUUGGAUCCAUUUGUUAAAUCUGUUGCAAAAACUGGGACUACUGAGGAUACUCUUAUGUUCUUGAAAGCAAUGACUGUGAAGAGGUCACCAUCUACAGCCGUCUACAUGCGUGUCUUUAAGGCAUACUUCAAGGCUGGAAGGCACAGCCAAGCCCAAGAUCUUCUUUCAAAAUGCCCACGCUAUAUCCGAAGCCAUGUAGAAGUUUUAAAUCUCUUUAGUUCCAUGAAAUGUGUUAAAGAGAAUGCUGCCUCCACCCCUGUGGCUGCAUGAUGA